Molecule: messenger RNA, 6773 nt
Organism: Poecilia reticulata (guppy)
Lineage: Eukaryota; Metazoa; Chordata; Actinopteri; Cyprinodontiformes; Poeciliidae
Product: potassium voltage-gated channel subfamily A member 3
Biological process (GO): protein homooligomerization; action potential; potassium ion transmembrane transport
Cellular component (GO): membrane; voltage-gated potassium channel complex
Molecular function (GO): delayed rectifier potassium channel activity; protein binding
Source: RefSeq, a predicted model, not a curated record
UGUGUGUGUGUGUGUGUAAGAGAGAGCCAGUACAUCAAAACAAACAGCUCAGGACAUAAACUCUGCCAUCAGUCUUGGGAUUCCAAGGCUGGCAAAUGUGUCCUCAUAUGGCACACUCUCUGUGUUAAAAGACUGCUGUGUUCUUCCACAAAAACAACUGAAGAUCCCUGGACAUAACUCAAAGAUAACAGUGUAUGGAGAAAAAAAAUAAGUUGAAGUAUCUCAUUGAUAAAAGAGCCUUCAUGAAAAACACUGAGAUUAUGGUUCUCACAAGCAAUAUGCAGUAGGUGUGUGUUUAGAGCCUCAGUCUGAAAGCUUCUCAUUGACUCCUUGAAACACCCUUAUCGUUCUGACUAAAUACCAAAUAUCUGCCUUCUCCAACUCUUGACGCUUGUCCUCUCAAAACAUUUGUCUUGUCCAAGUGGAGGAUGUUAAAAGUAUCAGCUUUGGUACAGAGGCCUCUUAUGUUGGUUUUCACUUUUCACUGGGAAGAUGAGAGGUUUGACCUUUGAUGGCUCCUUCUGAGGAUUCUUACCAAUUUCCUUUCUUCUUAGCAAGAGUUCAAGUUUGAUGACUGGAACCUGGACAUUAUUAGAUGUUCCAACAGGACAACGAUGAUGAUCAUUGAUUUUAUGUGAAGCAAUUCACAUAAAAACAAACAUGUGUUCAUAAUCUUUUCUUCUUUUUUUUAAAAUCCCUACAGUUUUUCUGCCUUGUUUGAAAAUUAGACCAUCAUGUCAUUAUUAAAAGCACAAAUUCCAAUGACGUUCCUGCCCAGGAACUUUGUAUCAAAGCUUCUGAUCUACAUAGAAUCUUGAAAACCAAAAAUGGCAUACCCUACAUCACCUUUGCACAAUUAUGUUUUUUUUUAUUAAAUUACAUCUUUUCCUCUAUAUAUUUACUUUGUAACACAUAAAUCAAAGCUCCUUCACAUAUGGAUGAACAGUGGCUUGAACAUUUAUACUGCAAAUUAUUAGCGUGGCUGAAGUGACUAGGUGUUGGCACAGAUUGCCUACACCGAUAGAUUAGUUCAGUCAUUUAUCAUUCACUAUAAUUUAAUCUUGAGGAAGCAGCUGUUGUUAGGCCACAAGCACAAUCAUCUCUCACAAUUGGUUAUCUUUUUUUUCCCCUUUCCUCCCUUUUGUGCUUUGUUCCUUCCACUUCUUGUCAAAGGGCAUUCCUGUGUGCUAGCAUGUAAUGAACCUAAGAAAGUGAAGGUAAAAAAAUUAAUAAAUAAAAAGGCUGGACACAUCUGCAAGGUCAGCUCCAUAUGUAAAAGACAUCAGAAGAGCCAACACAACAACUGGCAAAGUGCCUCGUCCGUUUGGUGUUUUCUGUACUGAACAGAUUCAGCUCAGUUAGCUGUCAGCCGUCAUGCUUUUAUUUAGUUUUCUCUCUGUGCACAUGACACAGAAACAAACAUAUGCAUGUUUGACACUGUAUGCAUUGUCAAACAUGCAUACAGUGCAUGUUGAUGCCUCUAAAUCAGCCAGUGGUAUUAUUGGAAGAGAAUCAUUUGUGAUUUGUGGGUGUUCUGUUCUUUAGCAGGAAUGAAAAAGUCUGUGCCAUUUCCUGAAAUUUGCCUGCGUCAUGCAGAUAGUAAAGCUGAUAUCUUUUAACACGACCGAACAGACUGCAUAUGACCUCAUGUGUCCACAAAAAAUAAAGACUGUUAAACAAUGAGGGGUUCCUUUGGGUUGUUUUUUUUCUUUCUUUUUCUUAACACAGCUGGUGGAUGAAAAACAAAUUGCUAAAUAGAGAAUCAAACAGCAAGCCACUGUCCCUAACAGUAAUGUUUAUACAAAACCUCCCAAAAAAUUCACAAUAAAUAUUAUCUGAAUUAAAUAAAGCAAAUUAAAACCUGGCAAACUAAAUGUGCAAAUAAAAAUCAAACUACAUUGAUUAGUCAAACAGUCUGAAUUCAUUUCAGCUCAAUUUACUUACUUAUAAAGCACCAAUUCACAAUAAAUGCUGUCUCAAGGCACUUUAAAAAAUAUAUUAAAUUCAAUCAUGCAUAUAUUAUAAUAAAUCCUAUUAUUAUAGAGCAACAGAACCUCAGUUAAUUAAAGUAGUUUUAUUCAAAGGAGUUUUUCAAAAGUUUCUGUCUUAGAAAGCCCAACAGACUGUGUCAAGACAUUGACUUGUAGCAUUCAAUCAUCUUGGAUAAGCUCAUUGUGACAGCAGAAAAUUAUUUGGGUUUUAUUAAUGACUUAACAGUAAUCACUCAUGCCAAGCAUGCAUGUAACAACAGCAGAGAGGAAAAACUUCCCUUUAGCAGGAAGAAACCGCCAGGAGAACCUUGCUCAACACGAAUGGGUUGAGGUCAUCUGCCAAGACUGACUGGGGUUUUGAGAAGACAGAGGAGAAAAAAAGAAAACAAAAAAAUAACAGAUUAAAUGAUUUAGGAUUAUUACUUAAAUUCAUGAAAGGGAAAUGGAAGAAGAGUGAUAUGCCAGACCAGGUGUAGCUCCUGUACAGAGAAAAAUAAGUGAGAGAAAACAAAGUUCACAGCUGUUAUAAUGGCAAGUAGUGCAAACUGGAGAAUGAUGCAAGAAGGAAAUGAGAAAAAAGUUAUCAGUAGCCUAAGCCUUUAGCACAAUAACUAGAGAGUUUUCUAAAUAAACAAAUCUUUUAAUUUUACCAACAUUUUGCUUCUGAGUGUAAGGGAUGUUUAUGUUUUGGAGUGGCCCAGCCACUUGUUGAUUAUAUCUAUAGGAACCAGGGUCAUUUCUUGAACUUCUUGGUUCAAUUUUAAACUCUUAAAUCUUAAUCAGCCAGAAGUAUCAACAAUUUUGAGCUAACCUGCAGUGAAGUGGAUCAGUUUACAUCCAUACCACUUAUCCUAUGCUGUAAGCAGAGUAAGAAGUUAAAAUAAGGUUAAAGUUACAGUUUUUUGUAUUGUCUGUAAAACAUAACAAUGUCAUUUCAUUUUUAUAGAUCGCAUUUAAGGCCACAAAGUGAUAUACAACAAGACACACGACACCUUGCAAAUACUUGUAUAUGCAGUUUUGUUGCUUUUGAAUUUAAGAAGUAACCUAAGGUGACGGAAAUUGAGAACAGACUUUUUUUUUUCUUUUUUUUUUUUACUUCAAGAAUAAAUGGGCUCUGAUAUAUUUAUAAGCAGCCUAAUUGAAACGGUCCUGUCUGUGAGGAAUGACCUUGUUUAAAAUGAGAGUGUAAGCUCGUGUGUGUGCGCGCGUGUGUGUGAGCACAAUGUGGGGAUGGGGGCAGAGGGAGGCUGUGGCACGCCCAAGCUAAAGUACUGAAUGACGUCCGUCUGUUGUGUCUCCUGUAUCGGUGCGUCCUGCUAUUGGCGGACUAUUGGAAAAAUAAAGCAAUCAGCGGCGCGCCGUAGGCGGGUGGAUCGCCUGUUGAUAAAUCCAGAUCUCUCUCCCGUGGGCGGGAACGGCAACAGUAGAAGAGCGAAAGUGAGGCGCAUGAGGAGCGAGAGAGAGAAAGAGACGUGGAAGAACCGAGGCUGUGGCGGCGGCUGUGGUUGACCGGGGUCCGCGGAGGGGGCGAGGCGUCCGCCCCUGCACGCGACUUCAGCCGCGCAUGGACGACCACCUCAGUCUCCUGCAAUCACCCCCGCCGAGCGCAACCAAAACCAGAGGCGACAACCUGGUGAACCACGGCUACACCGAGACAGAGGCCGACGUGAUGACGGUCGUGGCGUGUGACAACAUGCUGGAGGAGUCGGCGGCUUUGCCGGGCCACCACUCUCUGGACCGAUACGAGCCGGACCACGAGUGCUGCGAGCGGGUGGUCAUCAACAUCUCAGGGUUGCGCUUCGAGACGCAGCUGAAGACGCUGUCACAGUUCCCAGAGACGCUGCUGGGGGAUCCCAAGAAGAGAAUGAGAUACUUCGACCCCCUCAGGAACGAAUACUUUUUUGAUCGGAACCGACCCAGCUUCGAUGCCAUCCUUUAUUACUACCAAUCAGGCGGGCGCAUCAGGAGACCUGUUAACGUGCCCAUUGACAUUUUUUCUGAGGAGAUCCGCUUCUACGAGCUGGGCGAGGAGGCUAUGGAGAAGUUCAGAGAGGACGAGGGCUUUAUUAAGGAGGAGGAGCGGCCGCUGCCUGAUAAUGAGUUUCAAAGGCAGGUGUGGCUGCUUUUUGAGUAUCCAGAGAGCUCGGGUCCCGCCCGGGGAAUCGCGAUAGUGUCUGUCUUGGUCAUUCUCAUCUCCAUUGUCAUCUUCUGCUUAGAGACGCUUCCGGAGUUCAGGGACGAGAACAGGGACCCGAUCACCAUUGCGCCUCUGAUAAAUGGCACGCUGCCCUAUUUCAUUAGCCCCUUCUCAGACCCCUUCUUCGUGGUGGAGACGCUAUGCAUCAUCUGGUUUUCAUUCGAGCUGCUGGUGCGCUUCUUUGCGUGCCCGAGUAAAGCCACGUUCUCCAAAAACAUUAUGAACAUCAUUGACAUCGUUGCCAUCAUUCCCUACUUCAUCACCCUGGGCACGGAGCUGGCAGAGAGGCAGGGGAACGGACAGCAGGCCAUGUCCCUGGCCAUCCUGCGCGUAAUCAGGCUCGUUCGGGUGUUUCGCAUCUUUAAACUUUCGCGGCACUCUAAGGGCCUCCAGAUUUUAGGGCAGACUCUGAAGGCCAGCAUGCGCGAACUGGGGCUGCUCAUCUUCUUCUUGUUUAUCGGGGUCAUCCUCUUCUCCAGCGCUGUCUACUUCGCUGAGGCAGACGAUCCGGAAUCGGGGUUCAACAGCAUCCCGGACGCGUUCUGGUGGGCGGUGGUCACCAUGACCACCGUGGGUUACGGGGACAUGCACCCCGUCACGAUCGGGGGCAAGAUCGUGGGGUCCCUGUGCGCGAUCGCGGGUGUGUUGACUAUAGCGUUGCCCGUGCCCGUCAUCGUGUCCAACUUUAACUACUUCUACCACAGAGAGACUGACGGCGAGGAGCAGGCGCAGUAUCUGCACGUGGGGAGCUGUCAACCCCUGGCGGACACGGAGGAGCUGAGGAAGACUCGGUCUUCCUCCUCACUCAGUAAAAGCGAGUACAUGGUGAUAGAGGAGCACGGGAUCAACAGUGCGUUCAAGCAGCAGCCAAACUUCCCGACCACCACGACCACCGCUCAGAACAACUCUCAGAACUGUGUCAACAUAAACAAAAAGAUCUUCACCGACGUGUAGCCAGCUUUACAGUAAAUGACCCCUGGGCACCCCUGGGCACGGCACAGGAUGACGUGAUGAGUCAAAACAUAUAUGCAGCAGCGUUUGGAAGCAACGGCAGACAAAGUGAGCGCAAAGGGGGGCGGGGAGGGGGUGCGGGGUAUAAAAAUGGGCACAAACCAUCUGUUUUAAAGAGAUGCUUUGUGCGCCAUUCAAACAAUUUGGAUUUUUUUUAAAAUCUAUAUAUAUAUAUUUAAGCAAUUCUUGCUUUCAAAAAGAGAAUGAGCUCCACCUUGAAAUGAAUGAGCGGUAACAAACCUGCUGUGCGCCGUGCAGUGGCCAGUAUGUUAAGCACAUUACAACAGGUAGAGAUAGAAGCUUUAUAACUGUGAAAGACGAGUACAAGUAGAUGCUUCUGACAAAGGACGCUCACACGGUGUUAUCGUGCGUCUAGAGUCGUGAUUCGACAGUAAUAGCCUAUAUGUUCAAUAUUCGGAGUCAUUUAAAUAUGUGUAGCCUCUGUGUGUGGUCAAGCAUAAAUUAUGUCAGAAUGACGUAAUCCAGCAUAAUAUAUAUCUAUGUCAUAUAAACCGUUUUGUGGUAUACCUUUAUUGUGCGUCAAAGUCUAGUCUAAAUACUACUGUCUUAAAAAAGAAAAAAAAAUCCAUAGAUAUAAAUUGUCUUGAUAGGCUAUUUAAUGCGUAAGCAGCUCCACGUAAACCACCAGAGUCAAGACGGUCGUCAGGGUCUCAUUAUAAAUACUAGACACACGUGAGGAGGGAGACAAAAUAGGGCGCGUUCUCCGAUCAAAGAUGGGGCGCGUUUCUCUUGUGGUAGCCUCAAAUAGAGCCCGCUGUGAUGCAGUCUCCAUGGUGACGCGUGUUUCCUCGGUAACCCUUCCCCCCCAACCCCCACCCCAAGUCACCGUUGCCAUAGCAUCACUGUUUCCACAGUAACCUCCCAGAUGGUUUCAAAACUAUAUUGGAGAUUCUAGUGUGAGUGGCUUGUCUUUUCGGUGUCUUAAUCAAUCAGACCAAAAGAUUCAACGACUGUUAAAGACUGCCGGUACAAAAAUAAAUAAAAAAUGUAAAAAAAAAAAAAAAUCAGUGAAGACCUCAGCCACUCUGAACUGGUCAACAAUCACGAGCCACAACUCAAGACGGUGUUGUGGUGGGAGACUGAAAGGAAGAGGCAGCGUGUGAAGAAUUAUGAAUGGACUGGGAAUACGUUGCACGUCUGUCCCGGGUGCACUACUGCGGGUGGCCAUCGGAGGAUGCUGUUCCUCCACUGACAAAAAUGGUGAAAUAAUUUGUUUCUGCUCAGACGUCCUGGAUCCCCUGAUGAUCUCAUUUCAGUUGCCUCCCUAGAAGGAUGCAAAGACUUCGUUCUGGUUCUGUUGGACUGGAUAGGCCCGGUGGAUCUGAUCUACUUCCCCUGCCUUCAUAAUUUCAACGGGUGCCCUCCAAUUGGUGACUAGUAAUUCUCCCACUUUUCAAUCCAAAAUGCAUAAUCAACAGGCACAUAAGGCUGUUCUCAGAACAUUUUGUAGCACACAUUUUGGACUUGAUACUCCAUGAAUGGAACCUUUGCAGGGUCAAAGGUCAUUUAGAUGUAAAAAAAAAAAAAAAAUCAUCUGGACAUUUUCUAAAUGG